AUGACUACCACAAUAAAAACGCCACACGUUCACCUCAAGGUGGUGAACGAGAAAAAGACCGACCUCUCGCUCGAGAGCUUGUUUGGCUCGGUCCCACUAACCACCUACUCCAACGACCCCAAGAUGGAUCCUGUUCCUGUUAAUUGGGGAUCUGCGGACCCAGCUGUUCGUGGACCAAUUAUUGCAACUAAAAGGGGAAACGGGUUGUGUUGCCACAACGCAAUUGGCGCUCACGCUGGACCUUACUCCAUCUACCGCGCGCUAGCAGUGGCUUCCAAGCAGCUCGACCCAGACCACGUCCCCGACUAUACCAAUGCUGAGCCUCCAGUAAACUUUCCUCAACAGCCACAAUGGUCCGAUCCGUCCAAAAUCGUGGCCAUGGACCCCUUUGGACACCUGGCUCCCUGGUUGUUUGCGGACUCGGACGUUGAGGUCCGGCCCACCAUCUCCAUCACCAAGGCCCACCUGCAAUUGGGCGACCUGCGCGACGAAGUGGCCUCGGGAAAUUUACCAGUUGACGGUGACGUUGUUAUAAACCAAAUGGGUGAUUUGAACUGCACGAAAUUGGCAGUCGACCCGGUAUGGUACCUUCCUGGAAUUGCCUCGAGAUUCGACAUCUCUGAAGCCGCACUUAGGAAGAGCCUCUUUGAAGAUACCAACGGAAUGUAUCCAGAGCUGAUAACCAGACCUGACAUUAAGGUAUUCCUUCCUCCUAUCGGUGGACUCACCGUUUACAUCUUUGGAGACCCCGCCAAGGUUUCCGAUCCAUCUUCGAAGCUAGCCCUGCGUAUUCAUGACGAGUGUUCUGGUUCAGACGUCUUUGGCUCAGAUAUCUGCACAUGCAGACCUUACCUGAUGUUCGGAAUUGUCGAGGCAGCCAAACAGGCCCAACAAGGUGGUUCUGGAGUGGUUGUAUAUUUCAGAAAGGAGGGCCGUGCUUUGGGAGAGGUUACCAAAUAUCUCGUCUACAACGCUCGUAAGCGUGGUGGUGAUACUGCUGCCGAGUAUUUUCACAGAACCGAGUGCAUUGCUGGAGUCAAGGACAUGCGGUUCCAGGCAUUGAUGCCUGAUAUUUUGCACUUUUUGGGAAUCAAGAAGAUCGAUAGAAUGCUUUCAAUGUCCAACAUGAAGUACGAUGCCAUUGUGGAGCAGGGAAUUGAAAUCAGGGAACGGGUUCCUAUACCAGAUUCGAUGAUCCCACCAGAUUCACGUGUGGAGAUUGAUGCUAAGAUUGCUGCUGGUUAUUUUACAAACGGUAAAGUGAUGACUCAGGAGGAAUUGAAGGAAGUGAAGGGCAGAUCCUGGUGA
Molecule: messenger RNA, 1308 nt
Organism: Kuraishia capsulata CBS 1993
Lineage: Eukaryota; Fungi; Ascomycota; Pichiomycetes; Pichiales; Pichiaceae
Exons: 1
Coding region: 1-1308 (435 amino acids)
Biological process (GO): riboflavin biosynthetic process
Molecular function (GO): GTP cyclohydrolase II activity
Source: RefSeq, a predicted model, not a curated record